UUUUGGUGUAAUUUAAAGCUAUAAUGUUAUUUUGGCUGAUUUAUGGGUUAAUUAAUGGAUAACUAUUAACUGUAAUGUAAAGAAUAACAUCAACAUAAUCAAAAGAAGUGGUUUCUACCUUAGAUAACAAUGAAAAGUGUGUGGUUUGUAGUUUUAAGUGCAUUAGCAGUAGGAAACUGUAUUGAACAUGAUUUUAAAGGUUUUGACGAUAGCAUACUAUUUGGAAUAAAUUGGCCUGGAGCAAAUGAUGGGCUAGAUGAAACAAUUGAAAAGGCUAAUAAGCCUAAGCCAAAGGAAAUAAUUCAAGUGACAACAUCGCAAAAAGAGAAAUAUGAAUGUCAUUUGCCAGAAGUUCAGUCAAAUGAGGCCAUGGAUAUUGCUGAGUAUGAUGGGCCUUCACCAAUAAGUCUAUUAAACCCACUAUUUACACAAAAAGUCUGUUCAUACAGAUUGGAUAGUUACUGGAGUUAUGAAAUAUGCCAUGGCAGGUACAUCAAGCAGUAUCAUGAAGAAAGAGAUGGAAAACAGGUGAAAACUCAAGAAUUUUAUCUAGGCAUGUGGAGUUUAGAGAACCAAAUGAAAUUAAUGUCAGAUUUGAAAUCAGCUAAAGAAACUAAAGUACCACUAAAGACUACAAAAGUUGAACGAAUGGAUUUACCAUGUGUUGAACUGGUAAUGGAUGGAGGUACGAUAUGCGAUCUAAAUGACAAACCUCGGGUUACUAGAGUUUUAUAUGUCUGCUACAGCCAUGGAAAACACGAAGUAUACUCCUUCAAGGAGACAGCUACUUGCGAAUAUGAAAUCAUAAUCUUAUCCCCACUACUCUGUGAACAUCCACAGUUUAAACCGAAAGAUGUCAGCGAGAACGAAAUCAACUGCUAUCCACUUUUAGGAGCACCGAAAAAACCUGCAGAUUUGAUGAAAAUGGAAUUUGAUGAUAUGAAGUUCCGUUAUGACACUCUGAAGAUAUCUAAUAAAGAUGAGGAUUCUAAGGAUAUCGUUGCUGUAUUGAAAGUUGAGAAAAUUGAUAAGGAUGGUGAGACUCAUCUCAAGUUUGAGUUGCAUCCUCUCAAUGAGGAUGAGCUCACCAGCGAAGGGAAGGCGAGUCACGUGACGCACGCGCCAGCACCGGAGAGACUCCUGCCUACUGUAAUGGACGACUCGCCAGUUAGAGCCUUUCUUAACGGCGAGAAUUGCUUGAUAGGAGGUACCGGUUGGUGGAAAUACGAAUUUUGUUACGGAGAACACGUGAUACAGUAUCAUGUGGACAGAACUGGAGAGAAGACAACAUUACUACUCGGGAAAUUCAAUGAGGAGGCACAUCUUGAAUGGAUCAAGGAGAAUAGAGGCAAAGCGCCUAAACCAGUUGAUGUACGUACUUCUGUCACACAUUUCUAUUCCGGGGGUGAUGUUUGCGAUAAAACUGAUAAGCCUAGGCAGACUGAAGUGAAAUUAAAAUGUCUAGAGAAUUCUUCGAGUCCGGCACAAGUGUCUCUUUACCUUCUAGAGCCGAGGACAUGUCACUAUAUACUUGGUGUUGAAUCACCUAUUAUAUGUGACAUUCUGCCUUUUGCGGAUGAAAACGGUCUCAUAAAAUCCACGAAGAUCAAAUCAGAAGAGUCCAAAAUCAAAGAAACAAACAAGAUAACUGAAGAUAGUGAUGUGAAGGAUAAAGUUGUCGAUAAGUUUGGUUAUGAUUAGAUAAUAAAUUAUUUUAUUUGA
This is a messenger RNA of Papilio machaon (common yellow swallowtail), 1722 nucleotides long. Its product is annotated as endoplasmic reticulum lectin 1. Gene Ontology annotation, biological process: endoplasmic reticulum unfolded protein response; retrograde protein transport, ER to cytosol. Gene Ontology annotation, cellular component: endoplasmic reticulum lumen. Bases 130 to 1701 code for a protein of 523 amino acids. The record is from RefSeq and is a predicted model, not a curated record. Lineage: Eukaryota; Metazoa; Arthropoda; Insecta; Lepidoptera; Papilionidae. The transcript has 8 exons.